Molecule: messenger RNA, 186 nt
Organism: Clunio marinus
Lineage: Eukaryota; Metazoa; Arthropoda; Insecta; Diptera; Chironomidae
Source: the annotation of a GenBank genome assembly
AUGAUCCUUAGCGUUUUAGACACAAAAAAACUUGAAAUAUUUACAAAAGAAAACAAAAUGAAGAUAAUGAUAGAAACUAAAAAAAACUUAGAUAUGCUGCACCUUUGCAAAAGUCCUGAAGCUGGCCCAAGCCAACCAAAACCACUUGCGAUUGUGUUUAUUUCAACCAUAGCAACACAACAAUAA